This is a messenger RNA of Nematostella vectensis (starlet sea anemone), 2146 nucleotides long. Its product is annotated as translation initiation factor eIF-2B subunit epsilon. The record is from RefSeq and is a predicted model, not a curated record. The transcript is spliced from 15 exons. Gene Ontology annotation, molecular function: translation initiation factor binding; translation initiation factor activity; guanyl-nucleotide exchange factor activity. Gene Ontology annotation, cellular component: eukaryotic translation initiation factor 2B complex. NCBI's taxonomy places the organism in Eukaryota, Metazoa, Cnidaria, Anthozoa, Actiniaria, Edwardsiidae. Bases 288 to 1763 code for a protein of 491 amino acids.
GAAAUGGGCUUCCUGUGUAAAAUAUUUGAAACGUAUCAGUUCCGCACGCGCUUUCUCGAAACAAAUGUUGACGUCAUUAAAAGAUUUGAAAAUCUAACGGAAAAAGGAAUGUCGAUGAGCAGUUUCUAGCUCAAAAUGAACUCUUUGAAAGAAAAAAUGGCGCAGCUUAAAACGCGAUUAGAUGAGGCGAGAGAUCGAAAAGAAACCGCGGAAACCGAAACGGGAACCGCCAAACGCAAGCCGAAAAAGCGGAAGAACGCGCGUCUGCCCUUUACCGCCACAUCCAAAUGACAGAGAUGCAAUUUGAAAAAACAAUAGCGAGACUGGAAGAGGCUCAACACAAGCUGAAAGCGGCGGCUACCGUAAAACAAGAUAACAGGGAAAAAAUAAGAGUGUUGGCGCAGAAAGACGAGUGUGAGAACGAGUGUGCUGAUGAACUGGAAGAUAAGAUCAUGGGGAACCAGGUUCAUUGUCAUAUCAUUAGUGACAAAUAUGCAGCAAGAGUCUCCAAUUUGUACACCUAUGACGCCAUAAGUAAGGACAUACUUCAUAGAUGGGCGUACCCCAUUGUGCCAGACAAUAGCUCCUUUUUCAUGGAUGAUUGCUACAGCUACAGCAGACACAACUUGUACUUGGACAAGAACCUAUCUCUAGCAAGGGACUGUGUCUUAGAAGAGAACCUGAUUAUUGGUGGUGGUACAUCUGUGGGCACAGGAACAGUCAUAUCUAACACUGUUAUAGGAAAGAAUUGCGCUAUAGGUGAUAAUGUUCGUAUAGAAGGGGCUCACUUAUGGGAUAAUGUCACUGUUGAAGACAACUGCUACAUCUCAUGUGCUAUCCUCUGCUCUAAUGUCCAUAUAAAGAAGAAUGUAACAGUCACCUCAGGAUCUGUAGUCUCAUUCAAUGUGGUGUUGGGACCUGAUAUCGCUCUGAGACCGGGAGCACGGGUCACCCUCAAGCGGCGGGAAGAAGAUGAGACUGACUUUGGAAUGGAUGACCUGUCCAUUGGUGAGAAACCCAAACAAGCAGAGCCGAUUGAAUUCAAUAAGACCGAGGUGGGCGCCGAGGGUUCGGGAUAUCUGUGGUUCGAGGAAGAGGAAUCCGAUGAUGAGUCUGAUAAAGUGGAAGAUGUUUGGGGUGCUGAAAGGGAAAGCUCCAGUGAAGAUGAAGUAAGCUCCAUUGCCAGCGAUAUUAGUAGCCUGCCGGACACGCCUCCACCCGAGGAUUCCAGAUUAUUCUACAAUGAAGUACUGGAGACAAUCCGACUGGGCGUGGUCGAUGGAGUGUCAGGGGAUAACAUGAUCCUCGAAAUCAACGCCUCCAAGUACGCCUAUAACGUGACGUUCCGUGACGUCAAUCAGUCAAUCGGGAAAGCGUUACUGGAGAGUGCGUUACACGACAACAACAUGGACAACCAGGCACAGUCAGUCAAUCUCAAAAAGACGAUGAUGCAUCUGAAACCAGUUUUCGAGAAUUACGUGAAGGACGCAGAGGGACAGAGAGAUCUUAUCGGCGCCAUCGAGGACUUCUUCCUUGAUAACGCGUGGUGUCGCGACACGCUGCAAGUCUGUCUUCACCUGCUCUACGAGAUGGACGUGCUAGACGAGACCGUGAUCCUUCACUGGCACGCCCAUCCGGGACCUUCAAAUGAUGACCAGGCCAUGGAGGAGCAGAAACGUGACCUCAGGCAGACUGCCGCGCGUUUUGUCACGUGGCUUAAAGAAGCCGAAGAAGAAAGUGACGAUGAAGACGAUGACGAUUAGAAAACUGGAUUAAAGUCUGGAUAGUUCUAAUAUGUUUUCAUACUUUCGAGAGACAGCCCGAGUCAGUCAAACCUUUGUUAUUAUUCACAUUCAAUCAUGGAAGAGACGCAAUGCGCACAAAUCUCAAAAUAACUGUAUCAAAACAAAGCUUUCUCCUUCAUUUACCCAAAUUAGAUCACAAUAGCUUUCCCAAAUCAACCGAUGGAGAUUGUUGUCUUAUUACACUCUGUAGCUUAAAUAGGAUGGGAAAAAGGCAGCUUGCAGAGAUUCUUGAAGGGUAUUCUGAUUGGCUCUAUGCCUCUCGGUAAUAUAAGAAUGAUUUACAACCAUCCAGGACUUCGGUUUUUGUGCUGUAAAUUAUAAAUAAAGGAAACUAUAGUGUU